This is a messenger RNA of Stereum hirsutum FP-91666 SS1, 723 nucleotides long. RefSeq names its product carbohydrate kinase. NCBI's taxonomy places the organism in Eukaryota, Fungi, Basidiomycota, Agaricomycetes, Russulales, Stereaceae. The record is from RefSeq and is a predicted model, not a curated record. The transcript is spliced from 3 exons. Gene Ontology annotation, molecular function: gluconokinase activity. Gene Ontology annotation, cellular component: cytoplasm. Bases 1 to 723 code for a protein of 240 amino acids.
AUGCCCGACGACGUCGAGGAAGUUACACACCCUGAGGGUACCUCGUCCUCCGAUGCUACGUCUUCCUCUCCCAUUCUCAUCGUCGUGAUGGGCGUAUCUGGCUGUGGGAAAUCCACCCUUGGGUCUGGCAUCGCGGAAGCGCUCCAUCUCCCUUUCAUCGACGCAGACGACAUCCAUCCGCCGGCCAAUAGAGCCAAGAUGACAGCCGGAAUCCCUCUUACGGAUGCGGACCGCGCCCCUUGGCUCGUCAAGGUCCGUGACGAAGCCGGUCGCAUCGUUCGCGAAGGUCUCGCUCCGCACAAGGACGGUUCUGAAGAAGACAAGCAGGCUGGCAGAGGCAGGGGUGUUGUCGUGGCUUGCUCUGCGUUGAAGAAGAGUUACAGGGAGGUUCUUCGGGGAGAUAGGGUAUUACUGGAGGAGGACCACCAGACGCACGAGGAAAACGACCAUCCGCAUCCCGCGCCGCCUGCGUUGAGAACCUUUUUCGUACAUCCGCAUGGGGCGAGGGAUUUGUUGUUGGAGAGGAUGCACAAGCGGAAGGAUCAUUUUAUGAAGGCGUCCAUGUUGGACUCACAAUUGCAGACUUUGGAAGAUCCGUUGGAAGGCGAGGGUGGUAAGCCGGAAGCGGGGACCAUAAGGAUUCCGUUAGAGCUCUCGAUGGAGGAACAGGUGAAAAUGACGGUAGACAAGUUAAAGGAGUUUAAUGUCGAAACGGCUGCGUAA